Cladocopium goreaui is the source of this 961-nucleotide messenger RNA. Lineage: Eukaryota; Dinophyceae; Suessiales; Symbiodiniaceae. The record is from the annotation of a GenBank genome assembly.
CCUGUUGACCUCGACCUCUUUGAUGGCGCUGCGUGUAUCACGUGCUUCAGCGCCAGAGCCGGUGAGAGCUUGGACAUUGCCGUCCGGUGUGCAUGUGUCCCUUCUUCGAGACGGAGAUGGAAAACACUUUGCACAAAGGUCUGUGACGGCUCACCUGGUGGGGCGACUGCCCAACGGUUGCAUCUUCGAAAGCACCGAGGGCAAAGGCGGAGAUCCCAUGGCGAUGGUGCUUUCGAAAGGGGCGGUGAUCCCAGGUAUGGACUUGGCCAUGCAGGAGCUCACUUUGGGCUCCAUAGCGGAGAUCCGGAUUCCAUCAGAGCUGGCCUAUGGAAAGAAAGGCAUUCCUCGCAUUGUACCACCUGACUGUGAGCUGAUUUUUGAAGUUCAUAUCCUGGAAGCCGAUGGCGUUCUGUGUGCCAAAGACCAGUGUGAUAGACUGCCACCUGCAGCUGUGCCGGAGAUCGGACCGAACGAUUUUCAUCAUCCCUGGUGGCUGGCCCGGGUAGAGUUACCAUCUCCGCCGCUGUACUAUUUGAAUUUCUGCGCUCAAACCGCCAAAGAACGAACGCCUGUUCUCUUGGAGAACGCUAGGUCGGUGGCGCGGCGUUCCUCCAGCGAGCUGACCAAUUUCGAUGUUGGAACUGCAGAGGAACCUUUCAUCAUUACCGAUGCGCAAAGUGAAUGGAGGGCACGUGGAGUUUGGAAUCUUCAGUGGUUUAAAGAUCAUUUGGGCGACAAACGGCAGCUGUUGAAAUGGCUUGGUCCUGUCUUUACACGCCAAGAAAGCCUAUGGGAAGCUCCCAUGUAUGAAACUUCCGUCAAGGACUAUAUCAACUACAUGGAGGAUCUUGAGAAGAAAGAUCCGGACUGUGAGGAGCACAACGCAGCCCAAUGCCCACGGUUCUUUGGAUUUGACGAAGUCAUUUUUUUUGAAUCCUGUGUGUACAAAGAAUGCGUAUAG